Messenger RNA from Pundamilia nyererei, 4973 nucleotides. It is a transcript of the gene kcnd3, whose product is annotated as potassium voltage-gated channel, Shal-related subfamily, member 3. NCBI's taxonomy places the organism in Eukaryota, Metazoa, Chordata, Actinopteri, Cichliformes, Cichlidae. Bases 726 to 2660 code for a protein of 644 amino acids. The transcript is spliced from 9 exons. The record is from RefSeq and is a predicted model, not a curated record. Gene Ontology annotation, cellular component: voltage-gated potassium channel complex; neuronal cell body; postsynaptic membrane. Gene Ontology annotation, molecular function: protein binding; A-type (transient outward) potassium channel activity. Gene Ontology annotation, biological process: potassium ion export across plasma membrane; action potential; protein homooligomerization.
AUUUACCAGCUGGUUUUCCACUUAAUCGGUGACAUCGUAUCGAUGUUUCCAGCUUGUUUGUGCGAAGAAUAGUAAUAGUCCUCUGGUGCUUUAAUUAAAGACAAAGUUGAUCCAUUGCGCUCUUUUCUGGCCUCCUGUGGAUUCUUAUAUGCCUCUGCUGGGAUGAAUCCUGUGGAUAACUCAGCUGAUAGCACUUGCCUUUAGUGCUGUGUGUGGGAAUAACAUUGGUUCAGCAGAGCACACGCACACUGUACAAUAAGAACAGCAUUCGUGUAAGGAGAAGAAAGCGGUCUGACGUUUAUAUAUUUAUUUUCUGCGCAUGGUUCUAAAUCCUGAUCCAGCUUCCCUUAAAUGCAGUUUUGGUUCACAAUCCGCCCUGCGCAGAGAGAGAGAGAGGGAGAGCGAGAGAAAGAGCGCUCCUCCUCCUCCUUCGUUCCUCUUCCCAAUACUCAUCCCGAAAGCCAAGGUAAUACGGUCCUCACGGCGGAGUCCUCUCAUCAUUUCUCCCCUCGCAUAAUGGAAACUGAAUGAAAGCAGCUGUGGUACGUCCGUCACCGACACGCUCUGAGAAAUAACCAAAACCUACGACUUGCCACUAAACUGCCCUGGAAGAAGGUCGUGUUUGUGUGGAUGGAGAAUUUUGAGUCGCUGGUAAAUGAGCUGAAGUCAAGCUGGUUGUGAAGGUGCUCGACUUCUUCCCCCCUACACCCCAAGCCGGACACAGCAUGGCGGCGGGAGUAGCGGCAUGGCUUCCCUUUGCCCGGGCAGCAGCCAUAGGCUGGAUGCCUGUGGCCAAUUUGCCCAUGCCAGUAGCACCUGCUGAAAAGAACAAGAGGCAGGAUGAGCUCAUCAUUCUUAAUGUGAGUGGACGCCGUUUCCAGACCUGGAGGAACACUCUGGACCGCUAUCCAGACACACUGCUGGGCAGCUCAGAGAAGGAAUUCUUCUACAACGAGGAGACCAAAGAAUACUUCUUUGACCGGGACCCCGACGUGUUCCGUAGUGUGCUCAACUUCUACCGUACAGGCAAGCUCCAUUAUCCACGGUACGAGUGCAUAUCUUCCUAUGAUGAGGAGCUGGCUUUCUUUGGCAUUGUCCCAGAGAUCAUCGGUGACUGCUGCUACGAAGAGUACAAGGACAGGAAGAGGGAGAAUGCAGAGCGUUUGAUGGAUGACCAGGAGGACAACAAGGAUGCCAAGCUGCCCAAUAUGACCUUCAGGGAGACUAUGUGGCGGGCUUUUGAAAACCCUCACACUUCAACCAUGGCCCUUGUCUUCUAUUAUGUCACUGGUUUCUUCAUUGCUGUCUCUGUCAUUACCAAUGUGGUAGAGACGGUGCCCUGUGGCUCAGCGCCCAACCAGAAGGAAGUGCCAUGUGGCGAGCGCUACACCGUGGCCUUUUUCUGCAUGGACACGGCCUGUGUUAUGAUCUUCACCGUGGAGUACCUGAUGCGCUUGUUUGCUGCACCCAGCCGCUACCGCUUCAUGAGAUCCGUCAUGAGCAUCAUCGAUGUGGUGGCCAUCUUACCAUACUACAUUGGCCUGGUGAUGACUGACAACGAGGACGUGAGCGGUGCUUUCGUGACACUCCGUGUUUUCCGCGUGUUCCGUAUCUUCAAGUUCUCCCGUCACUCGCAGGGCCUUCGCAUCCUGGGCUACACACUGAAGAGCUGUGCCUCGGAGCUGGGCUUCCUCCUCUUCUCCCUCACUAUGGCCAUAAUUAUCUUUGCUACCGUCAUGUUCUACGCAGAGAAGGGUUCAAGCUCCAGCAAAUUCACCAGCAUCCCAGCCUCCUUCUGGUACACCAUCGUUACUAUGACAACACUUGGGUACGGAGACAUGGUUCCUAAGACGAUUGCGGGGAAGAUCUUUGGUUCAAUCUGCUCUCUGAGCGGGGUGCUGGUAAUUGCCCUGCCUGUCCCUGUCAUCGUGUCCAACUUUAGCCGCAUCUAUCACCAGAACCAGAGAGCAGACAAGCGGCGGGCGCAGAAGGUACAGAAAGCCCGUUUGGCCAGGAUACGAAUAUCCAAGACAGGAAGCUCCAAUGCCUUCCUCCACAGCAAGCGUAAUGGUCUCUUUAAUGAAGCUCUAGAGCUCACGCAACUUCCAUACAAGAUGAACCUUUCGGAUCAGGGUUCCACUGAGGAUGAGAAACGCUUAAGCAAGUCUACCUCUCUUUUAGAGAGCCAGCAUCACCACCUGCUGCACUGCUUGGAGAAAACCACAAACCACGAGUUUGUGGACGAGCAGUAUUACCAGCAGAGCUACCUGGAAGGCGGGCUGCAGAAUUACCCGUCCCGAAGCCCCUCCCUUUCCAGUCAAGACGGUGUGACGGGGACGUGCUGCACCCGGCGAACCAAGAAGCACCACACCCCUUUACCGAACGCCAGUGCCCCAGCACACAUGCAGCCUUUGACGCACACUCACACGCACCCACAAGGCUUGCAGGAGCUCAGCACCAUCCACAUCCAGCCUCUCAGCACCAGCCGCUCCAGUCUGAACAUGCGCGUAGAUGAGCCAGCCCCUCUGAACUGCCAGAGCAGCCAGAUCACCACAGCAAUCAUCAGCAUUCCCACGCCCCCAGUGACGACUCCGGAGGGUGACGCUCGUCUGCCGGCAGGCCCCGCCCACCAAAAUGUUGUGAAGGUGUCCGCACUGUGAAGACUAGAGUGCAGGCGCGUCACACAGAAAGACAGAUUUAAAAGGAAAAAAAACUCAUCGAGACAGACGGAGGGACGGAAGAGGACAGAACGACGGAGGAGAGAAAGCGUUCAGUCCUGGUCUGGCCUUGGUUGAGCCUGCCCUCUGCUGGUCAUGUACUGUAACGACAUGGACUCCCCGUGUGGACGGAGGAUGGCUUUUAGAUACAGUGUCGUCAUGUUAGUGGUUGGCGUACGUGUUCGUGCGAGUGAAAGAGUGAGAAACCCCUGUAGGGAGUCGUUUUAGAUAAGCGGGUGAGUGAGUGAGUGUCUCCCAAGUGUCAGUGGUGAGCUCCCCGAGUAAGUCAUGUGUCACUGUGCACAAAGCACCUUUUCUUAUGAUUUACGCUUCAGUUUGACGUUUUUAGCUGGAGAUGUAAGGAAACCUCAGAGGGAAAGAAAGAAAUAACAAUAAUAAGACGUAAUCAACCCACCGCCUCGUCGUUUGUUUUCUCUCCAUAGAUAAAUAUGGCUCCAAUCCUUUUCAGCUCCAAUAUUAUUCCAAUUUGAGUAAAAUUCCAAAAAGAUUCUGAUGGUUUUCAUAUUUUCAUAUUUGUGAAUGGGUGCGUGUGAAUUUAUUUUUUAUUUUUGGGGGCUAGAUAGAGGAAUUGUGAUCUUUUGGAUAGAAGGUGUGUGAGCGUGUGUGUUUGUUCCUCAGCUGAUUGAAAACUUGUGUUUCAGUUCUUCUGAAAGUCUCUGUGGCUCAGUAUGUGGUAUAUUUGACUAGCUGCCACUCUGAAGGGUUCAGCACACACAUUUCUGUCCAAAGUUCUCAGCUACAAGGCUUUUACACGACAUGUGCCUGUUCUGCUGGAGUUUAAAGAUAUUUAUUCGUUUUUUUCUAGCUUUCUGAAUUUCUCCACGUUCCCCGUUCAUUCCCACUUUUCGGCUCUUCCAGCCUGACGGACCUCAAAUAUCUCGAUUUCCCUGAUGUAGAAACCAAAAAGUCUAUUUUUAAUUCAAAACCAUCACAAUUAAAAGCACAAGGCGUUCGCUGAGAAUUUCUGACACAAAUCUGUCCUGAGCCUGGGAUCUUUGUGAAUAUUGUUAAUAGAAUAUUUUGUAAUAUUUGACCAUUGUUUGGCAGAACCAGUGAAGCUGUCCUCUCGUUCUCUCUCUUUGCCUCACUCUGUCUUUCUCUCUGCUCUCUCUGCAUUUCUCUCGCUCUCGUUGUUGUCCCGUUGUAUCCCUUCCUCCUGUGUGAACAACAGUAUGCUUUCAGUAGUCUUUCUAGCCGUCGACGUUUUUUCUCCCCCAAACUCAGCGGGCAUUUUUUUUUGAAGUUGUUGAGUAUAUGUACUCUAUGUGGUUAGGAAACUUGGUGUUUGUACCUUUUGUCCUCCUUGGUGUUUCAGAUGAUUUAUUUACUUUAUCUUCUGGAAAAAUUAAAGCAGGGAAGUCUGUUGUAACGGUGACCGCAGAGACACGAGGACACUGGAUGAGCAUCAACAGAUGUCUGUCACCAAAAAAAAAAAAGUGUUGUUCUGUCUGUUCCCUUGAAGACCGAUAUGUAUUAUUUCUCAUCUAAUCCCAUCAAAGUUGAGCUUUGUAACUCUGGAUUAUGACUUUUUUAAAAAUCUUGAAUGUCAUUUUUGGGUUCAGCGACCCCAAAGAGAAGUCUGUCUUCGUGUGGAUUUUCACCAAAAGAGGAAAGAGCAGACCAACCACCCGCUUUGCUCCGUGUAGAUAAAACGAAACGGUGAUAAAGAGCACAAGGAGCGAGCCAGCGUUUCACCAGUGUAAGCCAAGAUCUUAUUUCAAAGGCAGUAUUUGAAAUCGUCUACAGCCUCAUUUACAGAACCUUGGGGAUGCCGUAUAAAAUAUAAAUUACUCAAAAGGCAAUGAUUUCCAAAGAAUUUAAAUUGUAUUUUUAACUGAAACUAGUACAAAGACAACACACUUUUAUGACAAUUUUAAUUUGAUGCCACCCACACAUUUCAUUAAAGUAAGAGGACAGCUGUGCUGCAUACACUCUCUCUUUCUCUAAAAUUGUAAAUGCAUAUGAGAAAUAUUCAUUUAUGAAGUUUUGUUUUUCCAUCCUUUUCUUUGUUCAUGAUAUGAGCUUCUCGUUUGAGCCUCCUUUGUUUUAUAAGUGUGAAAGAUCCAGACUGCAGACAAGUCAUUUUAGUACCGCCUGAUGAAGUUCAACCCGAGCAUCAGAAUGGGGAAGAAAUGCCAUUUAAGUGAUUUUGAAUGUGCCAUGGGUGUUGGUGACAGGCAGGAUGGUCUGAGUAUUUCAGAAACUGCUGGGAUUUUUCCACACAUCCCAGAAAAA